UACAUUUUCAUUGGAAGAAAGCGGGGGAAGUGCUUGUUUACGUGAGAGAGAAUGGCCAGUUCAGGAUUGUUCUUGAGACAGGUGAGUGCGAGGGAGGCUUGGAAAUCGACGUCGAACAGAUGGAGUGGAAAAAAUAAGUGUGGCAGAGGCACUGGGAGGAUGAGCCUGGAGCCGAGUCUGAAUCAAGUGUGUGGAAACGAGGGCAAUAACACGACGGCGAGAAAGAGAGUGAUGGUGGUGGUCGAUCACUCGUCGCAUUCCAGGCAUGCACUCAUUUGGGCACUCACCCAUGUUGUUCAUAAGGCUGAUUUGCUCACUCUACUUCACGUAGUCCCUCCACAUUCGCCUUCUCAAUCUUCUUAUUCCACCUAUCUCCUCAACUAUCCUCGGUCCCUCUGUAAAGAUUGCAGACCUGAGGUGGAAGCGGAGGCACUCGUAAUUGAAGGACCAAAACUGAGCAAAGUGAUGGACCAGGUGAAGAAGCUGGAGGUCUCGGUCUUGGUUCUGGGCCAAAAGAAGCCAUCUCUUCUGUUCGACUGCCUAUGUGGAAACAGCAGCGCAGAGGAGUUUGUGGAACAACGUGGGCGAGGAAGCGAAGCCAAGGCACUAAUGGGUACCUUAUCGGCACAAAGUGGCAGAAGAACUUCUGGCUUCUAGCUUAGAUUUGCUGACUUAGUUACCACUUACUACAUCACAUCACCAAGCAUGCAU
This is a messenger RNA of Prosopis cineraria, 711 nucleotides long. RefSeq lists its product as uncharacterized. Bases 52 to 657 code for a protein of 201 amino acids. Lineage: Eukaryota; Viridiplantae; Streptophyta; Magnoliopsida; Fabales; Fabaceae. The transcript is spliced from 3 exons. The record is from RefSeq and is a predicted model, not a curated record.